This is a messenger RNA of Trichoderma virens Gv29-8, 1422 nucleotides long. RefSeq lists its product as uncharacterized. The record is from RefSeq and is a predicted model, not a curated record. The transcript has a single exon. NCBI's taxonomy places the organism in Eukaryota, Fungi, Ascomycota, Sordariomycetes, Hypocreales, Hypocreaceae. Bases 364 to 1248 code for a protein of 294 amino acids.
CUGAUUGACAGAAUACCGUAUAUCUUCUUGCCCCUCUUUUAUCCUAAGCUGAUGUUACCAACCUCAGAUGGAUACGUACUUAGGUACUAACAAGACCAUGAAGCUUGUAUACGCCCAGUAUGAGGAAAAGCUGCAAACUUGGAACAAAGGACAGAAUUCAAAGCAACCAGAGUACAAACUGAUGCCGUCCAAAAUGGAUUCUAACAUUGCAGUUCAUCCGCACGGAUCCGCCGUGAUACGUCAUCUCUUCUCUCUUUGUUUGUCCUUGCUCGCCUUUGUUCUUCCUGCAGUAUAUUUACUCUCAAGAAAUGGUAAAUCACCCACAACCUUUCCUGUCUUCACAACAUCAGAGCCACGAUUUGAAUGCAGCCCGACACUAUGGACGACCUGAAAGUUAACCUCCCGCCCAUCGAGAUUCGCGUCUCCGAUCUCAACGUCUCUCCCAGGGCCUUAAACUACGACUGCGCAGUCUGUGCUUUGAAAGGCUACUGGUCCCAAGCGACAGCCAUGACCAAGGCGGAACAAGAAGAGUACCGCGAUAUGCUAGUCACCCAAAAGAGAUAUCGCGGGAACCACUUCUACAACAAAGACUACCGACUUUAUCAGGCAAUCGAUAACGGGCGCGUAACUUGGCCUCGAUGGGUCUUCCUAGUGUCGCUGCUAGGCUAUGUCAAGGAACUAGAGUACAGAAUCAGACCUAAAUUUAAAAACUCUACUAUCGAAGAUCUCUCGGCUGAGUAUCGCCAAUAUUUCUCAACGGAGCUGUCAUAUGUUGACCCGUCCUUGAGUAGCAGCAACCAUGAUCCCGAGCUUUGGGAUGAUGAGGAGUAUGUGAGCGAUGACGGUGGAGAUGAAGAUGAAGCUCAUCUCCAGUCAGAGGGCCAUGUCAAGAAUCAAGACAGCCCCAAGAAUGACGAGGCAGGCAAGGACAAUGCGGCUGUUGAAAACAGCAAACAUGUCAACCACGAGCAAGAUACCACCAGCGAGCGGCCGGCAAACCCGAAUCAAUCUACCUUAGAGAAACAACAGCGAGUGGACGGUACCCAAGCCCUGGAGCAACUCCUUGAACAAGUGGUGGAUAAGGCAGCGAACAAGGCAGCUCAGCUUGUUGCCCCUGAGAUGGACAAGAAACUUGACGGCGUUCUGGAAGCUGUCAAAAUCUGGUCAACGGAAUCGGCCGCGCUAAUCCAUACUCUGAACAAGUGUACGGAGAAAUUGAUGGAGGCGAUGGCGGAGCACCAGAAAUGAAGAUUUCACAGCAGAAGGAGCCUCGAGCCAACACGCGGAAUGGCGUCGAGUUCGAACAUGGUUACUCCAAGUUUACAGGGAGUGGUGGAAGUCGUUAGAAGAGGACGUAAAAAAUCCUUUCAGAGGCUUCUAUAUUAUAGCUUUGCAUUUCAUAAUUUACGCGAGUAAUAUCUC